GUGCAUGCCUAGGUACUACUAGGUAGUGGCAUAGUACCUACCAGGUCCUACCUACUAUGUAUUGUACCUAGUCUAUACCCCCAUAUACUCCCAUCAUACAUAUUCACUGUUCAAUAUUCAAUGCUAUUAAAACAUUAUAUCAUCAUUUACAAUAGAGACAAAUCAAUAUUUAAACCAUGCCCAAUUCCCUGAACAUAGCUCUAAGGAACACCAGCAAUUCCGACCAAGUAUACGCAUACAUCACCGGAAUAGCCCUUCAACAUGGCGGACAACGCUGCAUACUCCAAGCCGACGGACACGGCCUCUACUUCCCCCAGAACCCUCCACGAAUCUGUUCUCCCCUAGCCGAAGACUGCGCCAUCCCCCUCGGCCCACCGGGCAGCACCGUCACCGUCACGAUCCCGCAGAUGGCCGGCGGCCGCAUCUGGGUGUCGCGGGGCGGGAAGCUCACGUUUCUCCUGAACCCGGGGCCGGCGCUCGUCGAGCCCAGCGUGCUGAACCCGACCGACCCGAACCGGGACCUCGACUUCGGCUUCUGCGAGUUCACCCUCAACGACGCCCAGCUCUACGCCAACCUCACUUACGUCGACUUUGUGCCCCGCCUGCCCCUCGCCAUGACCCUCACCCGGGUCUCCGGCUCCGCCCAGCACGUCGCUGGCAUGCCCCCCGAAGGCCUGGACCGUCUCGCCGCCGACCUGCGCGAGCAGGCGCGCAGCGACGGGCUCCCGUGGGAUAGGCUGGUUGUCGAGCGCAACGGCACGGUCCUCCGCGUGCUGAACCCCACGCACGGGAACGGCGUCGGCGCGCGGUUCAGCGGGUACUUCGAGCCGUUCGUCGACGCAGUAUGGGCGCGCUACCGAGAAAGGCAGCAACAAGCCCUGAUGAUAGACACGCAAGCGGCGCCGGGCGUGCUGCGGGCGGACUUCACGAGCGACAGCGAGGUCGUGGUCGGGAAGGAGAGGUUCGGCAGGCCGAGCACGGCGGACAUCCUGGGGUGCAACAGCGGGCCGUUCACGACGGGGCCGUCGCCCGUGCGCAACGCCAUCAUCCCGCGGCUCGCCGCGGCCUUCGCCCGCUCCGCCCUGCUCGAAGACCACCGCCACCCCUCGCCCCCGGACACGUUCUACCGCCGGGAGCCGACGAACCACUACGCCCGCCUCGUGCACGCGCACACCGUCGACGGGAAGGGCUACGCGUUCGCCUACGACGACGUGCAGCCGAGCGGCGGCGACGAUCAGUCCGGGAAGGUCAAUGCGGGGGACCCGGUCCUGCUUACGGUGACGGUGGGGGGAGGCCUGGCACAAUAGAAUGCGCCGGCUCCCGGGUUUGCGAAUCUUAUCAUGGCGUGGUGUUCUUAGUCCCUAACUUUACCGAGUUGGGUUGGGUUGCAUUAGUUACGAGACACAUUAGACGUAGACGAGUUCUAAAAGGUUUCACUAGUUGAUGCUUGAAAAGGGGAGGUGGCGCUUUUUUUCAACGACGGAUUUAACGAGCAAAAAGGUCCCUGAAAAACGGAGCUCGGUGUAUUGGCGCGCUUCAAGGCCACGACAGAAAUGGUUUGGGUAUGAGGCAGUUAAUUGUCUUUUUGCACUCUGUCACACCUUUCUAUCAAGGUAGUACUUCGUAUUCCAUAGCGUUUAGAAUAUGGGCUCAAUUUUGUACUACCCAAUGAUUAAUUGGCCCUUUUAGGCUCGAUUAAGUUGAUGAUUUAGAGCGAUAGGUAUUGAAGUGAAG
Molecule: messenger RNA, 1734 nt
Organism: Hypoxylon fragiforme
Lineage: Eukaryota; Fungi; Ascomycota; Sordariomycetes; Xylariales; Hypoxylaceae
Product: glycoside hydrolase family 64 protein
Exons: 1
Coding region: 177-1307 (376 amino acids)
Source: RefSeq, a predicted model, not a curated record